Molecule: messenger RNA, 910 nt
Organism: Erigeron canadensis
Lineage: Eukaryota; Viridiplantae; Streptophyta; Magnoliopsida; Asterales; Asteraceae
Product: serine/threonine-protein kinase PBS1
Exons: 3
Coding region: 59-910 (283 amino acids)
Biological process (GO): protein phosphorylation
Molecular function (GO): protein kinase activity; ATP binding
Source: RefSeq, a predicted model, not a curated record
UAAAAAACUAAAUCAGGAUGGUUUGCAAGGGAAUAAGGAAUUUCAAGUUGAAAUCUCGAUGCUUUCACUUGUAUGCCACCCAAACAUUGUUACUUUGAUUGGAUACUGCUCUGAAAGUGAUAAACAACUUAUUGUCUAUGAAUUCAUGCCCUUGGGGUCCCUAGAACAACACCUACAUGAUCCUAAACCGCAUAUGAAGCCACUCGAUUGGAAUACACGAAUGAAGAUAGCAGUAGGUACAGCCAGAGGGCUUGAUUACUUGCACAAUCAUUGUGAACCUAGCAUCAUCUACAGGGACAUGAAAUCAGCCAAUAUCUUAUUGGGGGAAGGGUACCACCCAAAGAUUUCUGACCUGGGUUUGGCUAAAUUCGGGCCAUUAGGAGAUAAGUUGUACGUCUCAACCAGAGUAAUGGGCACAGUGGGCUAUUGUGCACCCGAGUAUGGGUUCACGGGUCACUUGACCAUAAAAUCUGAUACAUACAGUUUUGGGGUGGUUCUUUUGGAGCUAGUAACGGGUCGACAAGCAGUUGACAAAACAAAGGAAGGAGGGCAGUAUCUCAUCGAAUGGGCGCAACCAAUGCUGAUAGAUAAAAAAGGAUAUGUGAAACUAGCAGACCCGAAGAUGAAUGGGGAGUUUAUGCAAAGAUCGGUAAGAAAAGCAGUGGAGGUGGCAUUGAUGUGUAUGAAUGAUGAUGUUGAAAAUCGACCAGACAUGAGUGAAGUUGUCAAUGCAUUGGAUAUCGUUGCAUAUUUGUCUGAUCCGCAUGUGGUUGGUGAUCAUAAUCAAGAUUCGGGGGAGGAUGAAGAUGACUUGUUUAAACAAGAGAAGGAAGAGAGAGCAAAGGCCAUAGCAGAUGCCAAAAUUUGGGGAGAACAAUAUAGAAAUGAAGAAACAAGGCCAACACGAUGA